Cyclocybe aegerita is the source of this 3258-nucleotide messenger RNA. Lineage: Eukaryota; Fungi; Basidiomycota; Agaricomycetes; Agaricales; Hemipholiotaceae. The record is from the annotation of a GenBank genome assembly.
AUGUCGUCAAGUUUGGAACGCUAUGUAAGCGAUAACUCUCUCCGACUUUUCGGCAUUGCAGAUCGUAGCAUGAUUGACUAUGUCAUAGCAUCAGCGGCUUCGUCCAAAACACCUGAAAACCUGUUCUCAGCGUUGAACGCUUCUGGUUUGCCCGACACCCCGGAUGCCCAUGCAUUCACUUCUGAAUUAUUCUCAAGAGUACCGAGGAAACACAAACACAGACAUUCCACUGCCGACAGUGCUCGAAAACAAGCGGAAAAGGAUGCUAAAGCCCUACGUUCGCAGAAGUUCGGUUUCAUGUUGGAGGACGAGGGAGACAGCACCGACCUGAUUGUAGCGAAGAAGGACAAGGGGAAGGAGAAGGAGAAGGAGAAGGAGAAGAGGGAGAAGCAUAUUCGGAAGCGGGAGUACGACGAGAAGGAAUGGGAGAGCGACGACGAGGAGAAAGCUCGGAAGCGUUGGAGAGGUGACGAAGGGGCAGAGCCGUCCGGGUCACGGGGAAAGGAGGAUGAAAUGGAGAUUGAAAUCCCUGAAGACGAAGAGGCGCGAAAGGAACGGGAACGGUUGGAGGACUUACGCGACCGUGAUGCCUUUGCGGAGCGUAUUCGUGACCGGGAUCGAGAAACGACGAAGAAAGUGGUCGAGGAUAGGUCCUCCAAGGCUACAGGGGCCGCUGCGGAAGCUGCUCAACGACGACAGCUUGCUGAUGAUUCGGAGGCUCGCAACAAUGCUCUCCCAUCACUACGAUUGCAUUCACGUCAGGAAUACCUCACCAAACGUGAAAUCCAGCAAAUAGAACUUCUACGCAAGGAGAUUGCAGAUGAUGAAGCCCUCUUCUCUGGCAUGGAGAUCUCCAAGCGAGAGAAACGCGACCUAGAGCGCAAAAAGGAACUGCUGAAACUUGUCGAGGAACGCCUCAAAAUUAAUGACAAGUACGAGGGCUACCAACUGCCUGAAGACUACAUUACAGAGCAAGGAAAAAUCGACAAGAAGAAGAAAGAAAAUGCCCUAUAUCAGCGUUAUGAAGAAGCGAAACCCAAAGACGACCAAUUCGUCACGGACAUUGAUCAGUGGGAGGCAAGUCAAACGCGAAAUAGCACCUUCAAAUCUGGUGCUUUGGACAAGAAGGAAAUGGUCGACGACUAUGAUUAUGUCUUCGAUGAAACCCAGACCAUCAAGUUCGUCAUGGAGUCCUCUCUCCCUGGGGUCGGUAUGAGUGCGGCUGAAAAAUUGCUUCAGGCUCAGAUCGACGAAGCGGAAAAAAGAGCCAAGACUAUCGAGGAGACUCGAAAGUCGCUUCCGAUCUACGCUUACAAGGAACAGCUGAUAGAGGCUGUAAAGGAGCACCAGGUUCUCAUCGUCGUAGCAGAGACUGGUUCGGGCAAAACGACCCAGCUUCCUCAAUACCUUCAUGAAGCUGGCUUCACUACCAACGGCAUGAAAAUCGGAUGCACACAGCCUCGUCGUGUUGCUGCGAUGUCUGUCGCUGCUCGUGUUGCCGAGGAAAUGGGAACCAAAGUUGGCUAUGAGGUCGGAUACUCAAUACGUUUCGAGGAUUGUACCAGCGACAAGACCGUGUUGAAGUAUAUGACGGACGGCAUGCUUCUGCGAGAGUUCCUGACGGAGCCAGAUCUCGCUGGUUACUCUGCUCUUAUCAUCGAUGAAGCCCAUGAACGAACUCUGAGUACGGAUAUUCUGUUCGCUCUCGUUAAGGAUAUUGCACGGUUCCGCCCUGAACUACGUUUACUCAUUUCGAGUGCCACCAUGGAUGCUGACAAGUUCAGUGAAUACUUCGAUAACGCUCCCACAUUUUACGUUCCUGGCCGUCAAUUCCCAGUCGACAUUCAUUACACACCACAACCCGAAGCCAACUAUCUUCAUGCGGCCAUCAUCACUGUUUUCCAGAUCCAUAAAACGCAACCCAAGGGUGAUAUUCUGGUCUUCUUGACGGGUCAAGAAGAGAUUGAGGCAUGUCAAGAAAGUCUCCAAGAAACAGCUCGUGUCCUAGGCAACAAAAUAGCGGAGUUAAUCAUAUGUCCAAUCUACGCGAACUUACCUAGUGAAAUGCAAGCCAAGAUCUUCGAACCAACACCUGAAGGUGCACGAAAGGUCGUUAUUGCCACGAACAUCGCUGAAACGUCUAUCACGAUCGACGGGGUGGUAUUUGUGAUUGAUCCUGGAUUUGUCAAGCAAAACUCGUACAAUCCAAGGACAGGAAUGUCCUCUCUUCUUGUUGUUCCGUGCUCUCGUGCCUCCGCAAAUCAGCGGGCAGGCCGAGCCGGUCGUGUCGGCCCCGGAAAGGCUUUCAGACUGUACACGAAGUGGGCUUUCGCUAAUGAAUUGGAGGCAAACACCGUGCCAGAGAUCCAAAGGACGAACCUCGGAAUGGUUGUGCUGUUGCUUAAGUCGUUGGGGAUUAACGAUCUCAUUGGAUUUGAGUUCCUUGAUCCUCCGCCUGGCGAGACGCUCAUGCGUGCUCUCGAGCUUCUUUAUGCUCUCGGUGCCCUGAAUGAUCGAGGAGAGUUGACGAAGCUGGGUCGUCGUAUGGCUGAAUUCCCUGUGGACCCGAUGCUGUCGAAGGCGAUCAUCUCGAGCGAGAAGUAUUCGUGUACUGACGAAGUUCUGACGAUUAUUUCAAUGCUUUCCGAAUCCGGCUCUCUCUUCUACCGCCCUAAAGACAAGAAACUGCAUGCAGAUCAAGCACGCCAGAACUUCGUGCGACCCGGUGGUGACCACUUCACACUUUUGAACGUUUGGGAGCAAUGGGCGGAAACGAACUACUCUCAACAGUUCUGCUACGAGCAAUUCUUGCAGUUCAAGAGCUUGAGUAGAGCACGCGACAUUCGCGACCAGUUGGCGGGGCUGUGUGAGCGAGUCGAGGUGGUAAUACAGUCAAAUCCCAAUUCCAACGAUAUAUCGCCAAUACAGAAGGCUAUUACAUCCGGAUACUUCUACAAUACGGCACAACUGCAGAAGAGUGGCGACUCAUACCGAACCCUGAAAACAAACCACACUGUCUACAUCCACCCGUCUUCUAGUUUGUUCCAGCACCAGCCACCAGUCAAGACUCUUCUAUACUACGAAUUGGUGAUGACAAGUAAAUCUUACAUGAGGAUGGUCAUGGAAAUCAAGCCAAACUGGUUAUUGGAGGUUGCCCCUCACUACUUUAAGCCUGCCGACCUGGAACAACUGGCGCAAGGAGAUAAGAAAAUGCCGAAGACAGUCGGAGCAGCCAGCAGCACAGCAACACCUUCAUAG